CUGCAGGCAACAUGAAAACUCUAUCAUGCCUGCUCCUUUCGUGAAACAUCCUGCCAAGUGGAAUACCAUGCUCAGCAUUUAAAGUUCUGAAGUGCAUUGAUGAAAAUAAAGAGAGCAAUGGGAAAUACUAUGAAAACAACAAGAGCCCCGGCAGAAAUAAACGUGCCACCCCAAACUGGUCAGGAGAGCGAUAUCCUUGCUGUCCUCUGUGAUUAUCCCUCCCCGGAUAUAAGCCAGCCAAUAUUUCACACAGGAGAGAAACUACGUGUGAUAUCAGAUGAAGGAGGUUGGUGGAGAGUCCAUUCCCUCACUACCGGUCGAGAAAACUAUAUUCCAGGAAAAUGCGUAGCAAAAGUUUACCAUGGCUGGUUAUUUGAAGGGCUGGGAAGAGAAAAAGCAGAGGAACUUCUACAGCUUCCCGACACCAAGGUUGGCUCCUUCAUGAUUAGAGAGAGCGAAACUAGGAAAGGAUUAUAUUCAUUGUCAGUCCGGCACAGGCAAGUGAAACAUUAUAGGAUCUUCCGCUUGCCGAAUAACUGGUAUUACAUCUCUCCACGGCAAACAUUUCAGUGCCUUGAGGACCUUGUGAAUCACUAUUCAGAGGUACCUGAUGGUCUGUGCUGUGUCCUUACAACACCCUGUCUUGCUCAGUGCACUAACAACAAUGCAGUGAGGAACCAAGAACCGCCUGUGGUGAUGAGGAACAAAAAUUUCAACUGGAAAAACAUUCACAGGCUGCAGAUAAGUAACGAAGAACCAGAAAACACACUGGCCAUGGAUGAUUCCUGUCUCAGCUACGGCCUCAGGGAAAGUAUCGCCUCUUACAUCUCCCUAGCAGGCGAGGACAACUCUUCCUUUCUGAGUAGCAGAAAGAAAAAAAGCCAGUCUCUCAUAUACACUGGAAGCAAACGCAAGAGUACCCUCCAUUUGCCAACUACAUAUUAUGAAGAAUGAACUUGAGACAGAUGCAGUCCACAGAAAAAGAACUGAGUUGUAAGAGCAAACCAUGACCACCAGGCAGUCCUACCACAGCUGAAAGACACAAGCAUACCAGCGGAUGAUCAAAGAGGAGAUUGAAGGAAAUGAAGCCAAAAUUAAUGCUGGUUUUGUGUUUGUACGGAUUUUGAAUGUUAACCAGAUACUUUAAAAAAAAAAACCAUCUCAGCUACUAUGUACAUAAAUAAUAACACUGCACCUUUAAUUUGCUCAUGCACAGGUUAUAAUUUAAGUUGAGAGAGGAACUCUAACUAAAAAAUGAUAAAGUGAAGCAAAUGACUACUCAACAAAAGGUGAAAUCACCACUGCACCAAGGGCCAGAGUGAGGUUUAGGCACCACUUAAGACUCACUUGAGCCUUCAUACUAGGCCUUAUGUUGGCACCAUCCUCAGGAGUGAAUAUCACACAGUGUUAUUAGAAAAGGAUGGGUUUGCUGUUCAUCACCUUUUCUGUGUCAUUAGAAGACUCUCAGCAAUAAGGCUAUUCUCUUCUGGAUGCAAAGUUAUUUCCAUCUCUGCUGCAGAGAAAUCAGAAACUCACUGGCUCCCCAAAGACAAUUAAAACGCAGCUGGUAUCUAACUUCCAAGAACUGUUUUGGUGACACUGAAUCGAGACUGAAUUUCAUCUUCUUGGGAAAAAAAACAAAACAAACCUGCUCUUCGCAAUGGUUUAACUCAGCUGCUGGCAAUGCCAAGUGAAAUCACAAGACAGAGCAAUCUUGGAGUUGUUCUUCGCAGUGAGCUAAACGGCUUCAAAGUGGAUACCUGGGUGUAACAGAGUAGAAUUCAGCUGCUCAGGCCCAAUCUAGUAAUAUACACCAGGAAAUGUUUUAAAAUGACAUUUAAAGUAUGCUCAGAUUAGGUCCUACAGUCAUAGUGAGUUGCAGUAUGUCUGAAAUUUGUGUGAAAGUGCUCAGAUUUCAACUUAAUUUCUUGAAGGCUACAUAUAUUUAUGUAUAAUAUUUAUAUUAAAUGCUUUUUAUUUCUAAACUAUAUAAUAGUUUAGCAGCAACAGGUACAAGAGAUUUUUUUUCUGAACAUCUUUUCUGAAAAGAUACAUGAAAUAGCAAUAAGAGAGGGGUUCCCAAACUUUUUAACUGCAUAACCCCAUUUUAAUGAAGUAUUUCCUGCCAGGACCCCAGGCAGGAUGGAGGUCACACCACAGAGAGGAUACCAUUUUGCUCUACAAAAUUGCGUCCUCAGCACACUGUGACCUCAUAUGUAUGGUGCAUGCAAAGUCUCUUUGUGCAGAGGAUGCCAUUUAGUUGAGCAAAAUGGCAUUCUCCACGCAUUGUGACUUCACACACACUGUACAUGGGAGGUCAUGCUGUGCGGACCAAAAUGGAAUCCUCCGCAUGGUAGGGAUGGCCAUGACCCCAUCGGCUAAUGGCACGACCCCAUUUAGGCUCGCAACCCACAGUUUGGGAACAGCUGCAAUCAGAUAUUACCUAAAGCCAUCUAGUGACAAAUAGAUUGAACCAUCAUGGACUAGAGUAUCUUCUGAUGCACAUGUAUCUUUUCUGUAGGUCUGUAAAUGAAAUAACAAUUUGGCCCUUUGAACCCUGACUCUCCAGUGCCUUCAGCUUCAAGGGAGUCAUUUACCCCUGUAGGAAUAAAACUGUACCAUCCAUGUACAUGAAUUGAGAAUUUUGACUUUAACACAGCCACUCUGCACAGGUCUAAAUGACUAUCCAAGGUAGGGAUCACUGAAGAACUGGGUCCUUUAUGGAUAUCUUCUGUACU
Molecule: messenger RNA, 2738 nt
Organism: Terrapene triunguis (Three-toed box turtle)
Lineage: Eukaryota; Metazoa; Chordata; Testudines; Emydidae
Gene: SLA
Product: Src like adaptor
Exons: 8
Coding region: 100-954 (284 amino acids)
Molecular function (GO): protein binding
Source: RefSeq, a predicted model, not a curated record